UUACGUCACUGGCGCAUACCAACAACAAUUACAAACAUACUUAUGCCUAUAUCCCGGGUAUUUAAAUCAAUCGAUUCGUUCGAUAUCGUCACACCCCAUCAAUAUGGCGACAGGAUCAGACGACUUUAAGUUAUGGAAAUGUGCUGUGAUUUCAUGUGAAAAAGGUCCCAUCAAAUCGACAGACGGCAGGGUGGAUACUAGGGCGUAUGCUUUGCCGAAAAAUGAACGCUCAGAUUUCCAAGUAAACUGGGACGAUAAAGGAUUUGCAACAUUCCAUGAUGUUUGUUGGUAUACGUUAAUCAAAAGAUUAUCAAAAGACAAGGCCUCGGGAAUCACCAAAGCUGAAGAAGAUAUGAUUAAGGAAGCAUUAAAAACGGCAGAAAUUCACGACUCGUACGAAAAACUGAAAAAGGAAGCGGAACAUGUAGCUAAGCUGAUCAAAAAGUCAGAGUACUGUAUAGCAUUUACAGGAGCGGGUAUUUCAACAGCUGCAGGGAUCGGUGAUUUCAGAGGAAUAACUGGAAAAUGGACAGAGCGAGACAAAGCUAAAAAACAAGGAACCAAGGGGACCAAGGUACCACCACGUAAUCUGCAGGCUCUACGCCCAACUUACACACAUGAAGCCAUCGUUAAACUACUGGAAAAGGGGUAUAUGAAGCACGUUAUUAGUCAAAACGUGGACGGCCUCCAUCGAUUGUCGGGGGUCAAGGAAGGUCAAAUUUCGGAACUUCACGGAAACGGGUUCGAGGAGAAAUGCGAGAAGUGUAAGAAACGUUAUGUGAGGAAUUUCAGAUGUGGCGGGAAAGCGACCAAUGUCCCUGUAAAUAAGUGCACAAAAUGCCGGUUAAAUCAUCGAACGGGACGGGUGUGCGAUGAUAAGAAGUGUAAUGGAUAUCUGAUGAACACCAUCAUCAAUUUUGGGGACUAUUUAGAGAGUGAUGUGUUAGAUGGUGCGGAGAAACACGCGGAACAAUCGGACCUCGUUUUGGCUCUAGGAACUACUUUGCAAGUCUCACCAGCAAACAACUUAGUAGAAAGUGGACAGGAUCCUACGCGUUUGGUUAUUUGCAACAGACAAGUCACAGAUUACGACCAGACAUGUUUAGAGCUAGAUGACAACGGAGUUCCUUUGGGGUCACGUGUUUUUGGAGACUGUGAUAAAAUGAUGCGCGAACUGAUGCGCAGUGUUCUUCCGGGAGAUGAGUUGAAAAAAUGGGAGCAGGACAGGGAAGUCCGAAUGCUGGCUUACGACACCCAGAGGAAAUUGUAACAGAUUUACGAACUAUAUCGUAGUUAAACAUUAAUGGGAGAAUAUAGGAACAUUUAAAAACUCUCAGUACAUUCAUGAGACAUGUUAUAACUUUUUUUUAACUAAUCUGAAUUAAUUCUAAAGGCAAUACAUAUACAGUCAAAUUCUCAUGAGCUUAAAUUGUCUUUAAUCUUUGA
This is a messenger RNA of Magallana angulata, 1446 nucleotides long. RefSeq names its product NAD-dependent protein deacylase sirtuin-6-like. The coding region runs from base 104 to 1270 and encodes 388 amino acids. NCBI's taxonomy places the organism in Eukaryota, Metazoa, Mollusca, Bivalvia, Ostreida, Ostreidae. Gene Ontology annotation, molecular function: NAD+ binding. The transcript is spliced from 6 exons. The record is from RefSeq and is a predicted model, not a curated record.